Molecule: messenger RNA, 1365 nt
Organism: Melampsora larici-populina 98AG31
Lineage: Eukaryota; Fungi; Basidiomycota; Pucciniomycetes; Pucciniales; Melampsoraceae
Exons: 6
Coding region: 1-1365 (454 amino acids)
Source: RefSeq, a predicted model, not a curated record
AUGGUGAAUCUAUAUUUUAAAGAUGAUGAUCUAAAAGAUGUCAAUGAUAAGAUCCAUAGCUUAGGUGAAAUGAUAAUCAAUUAUCACCAAUCUCCUUCGAUUGAAUCUGGAAUUCAAAAUGAAUAUUCCACGGAAAAAGAAGCCAUUGAUAAGAUAGUGAAGUACGUUAAGGACUUCGAAUACACUCAGGAUUUAAUCACUAGGAACGCAUUAGAAAUCUUGUAUCAAAUCUUCCAACUUCCUGGUUUGAAAAAGGACCUUGGCAGGGGAGCUUUGAUGAAUAUAUUUUCGGAUCCUUCUACUGGGGAUAGGAAUCUGAAGAUAUAUAUGGAAAUAAUACAAAAGCAUGCUCGGGAGGAAUUUAAAGAUUUGAAUAUCAAAAUAACUGAAUCUUUAUCUUACAAAGAUGAUCCAGCUGAUGUUAUCAGCACAAAAUCUUGGAAAGAUAUUCAAAAUGGAACUCACAAUGAAAAAGAACUAUUAGCUCUUAUGGAAAAUAUAAUUUCAAAAAGAAUUGAGCAAAUUUCAUCACAUCAAGUUGAUAAAUUAACAAAUUCUGAUCAUCUGAUCAAGACUCUUUUGAUCAUCAUCAAAUCCUCCAAAUCUGAAAAGAUUAAUCUUUUUGAUAAACUUUACCUUUUUUCUAGUCCUGAAGUUUUCUUAAAGACUGAAGAUAGGCUGGGCCUAUUAUUCUCAUUAGAGGAUAAAGUCUUUGCUCAAGAGGCCUGCAGGGGAUUUGCCAGUAAUUAUCCUCUUCUAAAAGAUCGUUAUCAAACUUUGGUGACAAGAGGCGCAAGGGCUAACCUUUCAAAUUGUUUCUGGGAAUACAUGAUCAAUUCUAAAACUGGCAAUAAAUUGAUCAAAACUUCUAAUACAGACGAUCCAGAAUUGAUAGAAGCAUAUGAAUUGCUGAAUUUAAGUUCAGAUGCAAUAAAAAUUGAUAAAGCUUUGGAGACUUUAAACAGAUUCUCACAAGAAGCUUUUGAUAAGCCAAAGGAAUGGAUUAAAGAUAGCUUCAAAUCAAUCAUCAAUAAAUUAUAUUUGUAUGGAAUAUCAAUAAAGAAACUUCAAAAUAAUCAAAGAGAUGUUAGAUAUAUCAAAGUUUUGAAAAUCUUGAAAGAUCUUUCAGAGAGAGAAAAAGAAAAUUUAGAAAAUCAGAUAUAUGUAACAGAAGCUCUCAAGGCUCUAGAACUGAUCUCAUUUGAUAACCAGAAACCCUUUGGAAGUCUCCCUUUCGCACCACCAGAGAUGACGGAUCCAUCUCUUUCAUUAUAUUCUUAUCGAUUUAAUUGGCAUAUCAAUAUUGUUUUGACUGAUUUGAAGCAUUACCCACUUGCCUGGAUUCCAGAAGGUUUUGGUAAGUAA